GGAGUAGGAGUGGGAGAGGAGGAGGCGGAGAAUGAGGAGCAAAAGGAGGAGGAGGAGGAGGAGGAGAGGGGGGAAUGUACGAGAGAUGGCGGACAGACGUUCAAUAGUGCUAGACACGAGCACCUUGAUACUGACCUACUCCUAAAUCAAAUUAGUGCUGCAAACACUAGGCAUUGUUGUGCUUCGGUUCUAAGCCUGGUUGUUAGACAACAUAUUCGAGGAAGCACACUCACGAAAGAUGUGUUGGUGGAGAACGACAGAUUUCCAAUAGAUUUCUUUUUGAUGUCCUUCCAACGCGAAGAGAAAUCGGGCAAGAUCGGCUUGCAACAGCUCAACGAGGCAAAAGAGGAGUCCCGUCCGCCUCAUCUUUCAGCCAGUGGCCCAGAGAAAGUGGUUGAGUAUGCUUCUACGUAA
This is a messenger RNA of Protopolystoma xenopodis, 414 nucleotides long. The record is from the annotation of a GenBank genome assembly. Lineage: Eukaryota; Metazoa; Platyhelminthes; Monogenea; Polystomatidea; Polystomatidae.